Molecule: messenger RNA, 793 nt
Organism: Manis javanica (Malayan pangolin)
Lineage: Eukaryota; Metazoa; Chordata; Mammalia; Pholidota; Manidae
Product: mitochondrial calcium uniporter regulator 1-like
Biological process (GO): positive regulation of mitochondrial calcium ion concentration; calcium import into the mitochondrion
Cellular component (GO): mitochondrial inner membrane; mitochondrion
Source: RefSeq, a predicted model, not a curated record
AUGGAGCUGCCCGCUGGGGCUGGUCCCAGGCGUCACCUGUGCUGCCGGCAUACCCUGCCCAAACCGCAGCCUAAUGGCCACCUUUGCUUCCUCAAGGAGAUAAGCCUCUCUGCUGGGAACCUGCAGCUGGAGUACAAAGCAAGAGAUUUCACCUCUUCUGGGAGUAGGAAGCUCUACUUUGACACUCAUGCCUUAGUGUGUUUACUCAAAGAAAAUGGGUUUACCACUCAACAAGCAGAAAUCAUUGCAUCUGCGUUGGUCAAGACCGUAGAGGCCAACAUGGACAUCGUAUACAAAGACAUGGUCACCAAGACACAGCAGGAGAUCACUCUUCAGCAAAUAAUGUCUCAGACUGCUAAUGUGAAAAAAGAUAUGAUUAUUUUGGAGAAGAGUGAAUUUUCAGCCCUUAGAGCAGAAAAUAAGAAAAUAAAGCUUGAACUACAUCAGGUAAAACAACAAGUAAUGGAUGAAAUGAUCAAAGUCCGAACUGAUACCAAAUUAGACUUCAAUCUAGAAAAGAGUAGAGUGAAAUUGUAUUCAUUGAAUGAAAGGAAGCUGCUGGAAAUAAAGACAGAAAUGGUGGCAUUUCAUGCCCGGCAAGAUCGUGGUGUCACCCAGACAGACAGGAAAAUAGACACGGAGGUCGCUGGCCUUAAAACUAUGCUCGAGUCACACAAGCUUGACAAUAUUAAAUAUUUAGCAGGGUCUGUGUUUACAUGCCUAACAGUAGCUCUGGGAUUUUAUCGCCUAUGGAUGUAAUAAAUUCUCUUUUUAAAGAGCAAAAAAAAAAAGU